UGCGGCCGUGACACCUCCCCACGCGGGGCCGCUUCCGCUCCCGCUCCCACCCGCGGCGGCGGCGGCGGCAGCGCACGGAGCCCGGGCUGGAACCGGGACCGGGGCCGGAGCGGGGCUGCACCGGGGCGGCAGGACACCGGCGAGAUGUUUGCUGUGUGCCCAGCAAACCCCCCAUUCCAGCAGGGCCGGGGGGGCCCAGGGCCGGGCACGGCCAUCCCAGGGGCCGGACACGGGCCCGACUCCAACUCCAACUUCGUGGGAGAGGUGUGUGACAGCAACGAGAACUGGAGCCAGCCAGCGCCGGGGUCCCCGCCCGAGGAGGGCUCCAGCCGGAGUGAAAACACCGCAAAUCCGUCUGAUAAUCUGCUGUUAUUAAUGCAGAGACAGAUGGUCCAGGGCCGGCUCAGGGACACCGCCCCGGGCCUGGGGGACGUGUGCCCCGAGCAGGGGGUGCGCAGCCCCCCCGAGGGAGCAGAGGUCAGCGGGGCAGGGGGACAAAACCCUGCUGAGGAGGAGGCCGGGGGAUGCAUCAAGCCCCCGAGCUCCCCUGCAGAGGACAACGGCUACGCCAGCAGCUCCCUCAGCAUCGACAGCCCCGAGAGCACCUGCAGCACCACCUGGGACCCUCCCGCCUCUGCCCCCCAAGCCAGGAGCCCCCCUGAGGCAGGGCUGGCUGCGCCUGAGCUGGGGACCCUCUUCCCGGCUCUGGCAGAGGCCGUGCAGCACCUCCAGGACAAGGAGCGCUUCAAGGAGCAGGAGAAGGAGAAGCACCACAUCCAGCUGGUGAUGUACCGGCGCCUGGCCCUGCUGCGCUGGAUCCACAGCCUGCAGCAGAGAGUCGUGGACCAGCAGAACCGCUUGCAGGAGAGUUUUGACACCAUCCUGGAUAAUCGCAAGGAGCUGAUCCGCUGCAUGCAGCAGGGCCCAGCCUGCCUCGCUGCCGCGGCUGCCCCUGGCCCCUGAGGCGUGGAUGGCCCCUGGAUGGUGUGGCAUUGGCUGGUGGCAUCUCCAUCCUGUGCCAAGCACUCACCGGGCCCCUGGGUGCCCACCCUGCCCUUCCCAUCUCUCUCCAAGCCAGCCAGGAGUCCCCAAAGUGUUCAUCUCCAUUACCCCUCUGCGCUGGAAUUUGUUUUGUCCUGCACUCAGGUCUGGGGUGGCACUGGGCUGAGCUGACCUCAGGACCGUGGGGUUUGCAGAGCCCGAGGUGACCAGGCUCAUCUUUAAACCUAGUCUAGUCCAUUGUUGAGCCUGGCUUAGCCACACCAGUGCUGGGAUGGCUUCAUCCCCACAUCCCACCUGCACUGGUGCAGCCACAGCCCAGCCCUGGUAAUUUCUGCUUGUUGGUGAGAGUGAGGUGUCCUGGGCCAUGAGAGAGAAAAAAAAAAUCAUUCUGAAAAGUGACCUCAGAAUGCCGAAAAGUAAAUUUGAGUCAAAUGGUCCAACACCAAUACAUGUUUUUAAUGUCAGUAUUAGAGAAAAGUUAAUUUAGGUCUAUGUGUGUGUGCACGUCUGUCUGCUGUGGGCGAUGCUCUCACUCAGUGCAUGAUCCCAAAGCUAUUCAUGAACUUGUGGUGUUGGUGUUUAUAUUAAUUUAUCGUUUGAGAGCAAAGAGAAUAUUUUUUUUUGAAUCUGCAUUUUAUCCAGCAAGAGCUGUACACAGAACCCAAAGAACAAUUGUCUUAACUAGAGAUGGAAAAGGAGCUGCUGUGUGUUUGCUGUGCUUUGCUGUGCAUCCAUAGGACACAUAUUCCAUUCCAGUGCUGACAUGGAGGAGCAGCAGUGGGCAGUGAGGGCUGAGCCAGAGGGGUCUGCACUCCCCAUCCUGCCCUGUUGCCAAGCAAAGCCAGGCACUGAUUCCAUUUCUCAUCUGCAGAGGAGGGUGAUGAGGGAUUCCAUCCUCCCAGCCAAGCUGCUCCCUCCCAUCAGAGGAGCUGCUCCACCAGGAGCCCAGCAAACAGCAGAGCCUGCAGCCUGCUCAGAUCCUGGCACCCACCACCCACCAGGUGCCCCUGGACUGUGGAUAAACAACCAUGGCCAAGCCCACCCGUGACCCCCAUGGGGCACAGCCAGGCUCUGCUCCCCCUGGGGCUGCUCCCAGGGAUGAACUGAGGAGAUCCACGAAAAUCCUCUUCCCAAAAGGACAUUUUGGUGGCGAAGGGUGCACUCAAAUCAAAACAACCUGUGCCAGCUCUGGAGGAUUCUGGCAGCUUCUCCCAAGGCUCGUGCUGCCCUCCCCUCCCUUCUGCUCGCUCGUGUCCAACGCCUGCUGCCUCUGUCCUAUCCCAGACCUGUGAUCGUGGGCAUGUUGCACACCUUAAUAAAAGCCUUGGAGCUGAAGGAGCUGAGCCCCA
Messenger RNA from Prinia subflava (tawny-flanked prinia), 2351 nucleotides. RefSeq names its product chromosome 24 C1orf216 homolog (gene C24H1orf216). The record is from RefSeq and is a predicted model, not a curated record. The transcript has 2 exons. The coding region runs from base 145 to 963 and encodes 272 amino acids. NCBI's taxonomy places the organism in Eukaryota, Metazoa, Chordata, Aves, Passeriformes, Cisticolidae.